AUGUCGGCUCAGAACUCCGCGGGUAUUCAGACCCUUCUCGAUGCUGAGAGAGAAGCCCAGAAGAUCGUGCAGAAAGCCAGAGAGUACCGUACCCAGCGGAUAAGAGACGCCAAGUCAGAGGCCCAGAAGGAGAUCGAGGAAUACAAGAACGAGAAGGAAGAGGAGUACAAGAAGUUCGAGGGCGAGCACUCAAGCGGAUACAAGGUAUCCGAGGCGGAGGCCGACAAGGAAGCCGAGCUCAAGCUCCAGGAGAUCAAGGAAGCCGGCAAGAAGCAGGGUGACAAGGUGGUCGCAGACCUCAUUCGUGUGACGACCGACGUCAAGCCCGAGGCGUCUGAGAAGAUCAAGGCAUAA
Penicillium egyptiacum is the source of this 354-nucleotide messenger RNA. Lineage: Eukaryota; Fungi; Ascomycota; Eurotiomycetes; Eurotiales; Aspergillaceae. The record is from the annotation of a GenBank genome assembly.